CCUGAGGAAGAGUAGGGUCAGAGGAGUCUGGGAGAAUGAGGAAAUAUGAGAGCCCCAGGAACUGAAAAGGCCUGUGAGAGACUCUGAGCUUCCUGGGAACAGGUGGGGUGGAGGUGGAGGAAGAUUUAAGGAAAAGCUUCCUGGAGGAGGCGCCAGCAAACUGCAGGAGCUUUCCCGGACGCCCGAGAAAGGGAGAAACCCCGAAGGAAUUCCUCCCCUCUCGGGGCUGGGUCUCCGCAUCCACGCCGGAUUUCGUUUCCCAGGCUCACCCACGUGUUCGGGCGUCCCUGUCAAUCAAGUUUUUCCCCGGCUGGGUCCGGGUUUAAAGGCAGCUGCUGCGCAGGGCGCUCCCAUGGUGCCGCGCGGCGGGCGGGUUUGGAUUUUAAAUCCCCGCGGCCAAUCAGUGGCGCGCAGGCUUUUGUAACGUUCCCAGCGCCGCGUUUGAAUUCAGGGAGGAGCGGAGCGGUGCGGAGCGUCUGCUCGGAUCCAGGUCAGCAGAGCAGCUCCGGGAGCAUGAGUGCGGCGGUGACUGCAGGGAAGCUGGCACGGGCACCGGCCGACCCUGGGAAAGCCGGGGUCCCCGGAGUUGCAGCUCCUGGAGCUCCGGCGGCGGCCCCACCGGCGAAAGAGAUCCCGGAGGUCCUAGUGGACCCACGCAGCCGGCGGCGCUAUGUGCGGGGCCGCUUUUUGGGCAAGGGUGGCUUUGCCAAGUGCUUCGAGAUCUCGGACGCAGACACCAAGGAGGUGUUCGCGGGCAAGAUUGUGCCUAAGUCUCUGCUGCUCAAGCCGCACCAGAGGGAGAAGAUGUCCAUGGAAAUAUCCAUUCACCGCAGCCUCGCCCACCAGCACGUCGUAGGAUUCCACGGCUUUUUCGAGGACAACGACUUCGUGUUCGUGGUGUUGGAGCUCUGCCGCCGGAGGUCUCUCCUGGAGCUGCACAAGAGGAGGAAAGCCCUGACUGAGCCUGAGGCCCGAUACUACCUAAGGCAAAUUGUGCUUGGCUGUCAGUACCUGCACCGAAACCGAGUUAUUCACCGAGACCUCAAGCUGGGCAACCUUUUCCUGAAUGAAGAUCUGGAGGUGAAAAUAGGGGAUUUUGGACUGGCAACCAAAGUCGAAUAUGACGGGGAGAGGAAGAAGACCCUGUGCGGGACUCCUAAUUACAUAGCUCCCGAGGUGCUGAGCAAGAAAGGGCACAGUUUCGAGGUGGAUGUGUGGUCUAUUGGGUGUAUCAUGUAUACCUUGUUAGUGGGCAAACCACCUUUUGAGACUUCUUGCCUAAAAGAGACCUACCUCCGGAUCAAGAAGAAUGAAUACAGUAUUCCCAAGCACAUCAACCCCGUGGCUGCCUCCCUCAUCCAGAAGAUGCUUCAGACAGAUCCCACUGCCCGCCCAACCAUUAAUGAGCUGCUUAACGACGAGUUCUUUACUUCUGGCUAUAUCCCUGCCCGUCUCCCCAUCACCUGCCUGACCAUUCCACCGAGGUUUUCAAUUGCUCCCAGCAGCCUGGACCCCAGCAACCGGAAGCCCCUCACAGUCCUCAAUAAAGGCUUGGAGAACCCCCUGCCUGAGCGUACCCGGGAAAAGGAAGAACCAGUGGUUCGAGAGACAGGCGAGGUGGUCGACUGCCACCUCAGUGACAUGCUGCAGCAGCUGCACAGUGUCAAUGCCUCCAAGCCCUCGGAGCGUGGGCUGGUCAGGCAAGAGGAGGCUGAGGAUCCUGCCUGCAUCCCCAUCUUCUGGGUCAGCAAGUGGGUGGACUAUUCGGACAAGUACGGCCUUGGGUAUCAGCUCUGUGAUAACAGCGUGGGGGUGCUCUUCAAUGACUCAACACGCCUCAUCCUCUACAACGAUGGUGACAGCCUGCAGUACAUAGAGCGUGACGGCACCGAGUCCUACCUCACCGUGAGUUCCCAUCCCAACUCCUUGAUGAAGAAGAUCACCCUCCUUAAAUAUUUCCGCAAUUACAUGAGUGAGCAUUUGCUGAAGGCAGGUGCCAACAUCACGCCGCGUGAAGGUGAUGAGCUCGCCCGGCUGCCCUACCUGCGGACCUGGUUCCGCACCCGCAGUGCCAUCAUCCUGCACCUCAGCAAUGGCAGCGUGCAGAUCAACUUCUUCCAGGAUCACACCAAGCUCAUCUUGUGCCCACUGAUGGCAGCCGUGACCUACAUCGAUGAGAAGCGGGACUUCCGCACGUACCGCCUGAGUCUCCUGGAAGAGUACGGCUGCUGCAAGGAGCUGGCCAGCCGGCUCCGCUAUGCCCGCACUAUGGUGGACAAGCUGCUGAGCUCACGCUCGGCCAGCAACCGCCUCAAGGCCUCCUAAUAGCCGCCCUCCCCUCCGGACUGGUGCCCUCCUCACUCCCACCUGCAUCUGGGGCCCAUACUGGUUGGCUCCUGCGGUGCCAUGUCUGCAGUGUGCCCCCCAGCCCUGGUGGCUGGGCAGAGCUGCAUCAUCCUUGCAGGUGGGGGUUGCUGUGUAAGUUAUUUUUGUACAUGUUCGGGUGUGGGUUCUACAGCCUCGUCCCCUCCCCCUCAACCCCACCAUAUGAAUUGUACAGAAUAUUUCUAUUGAGUUCGGAACUGUCCUUUCCUUGGCUUUAUACACAUUAAACAGAUGUGAAUCUUC
This is a messenger RNA of Chlorocebus sabaeus (green monkey), 2628 nucleotides long. It is a transcript of the gene PLK1, whose product is annotated as polo like kinase 1. Gene Ontology annotation, cellular component: nucleus; kinetochore; spindle pole. Gene Ontology annotation, biological process: mitotic spindle organization; protein phosphorylation. The record is from RefSeq and is a predicted model, not a curated record. Gene Ontology annotation, molecular function: protein serine/threonine kinase activity; protein binding; ATP binding. Lineage: Eukaryota; Metazoa; Chordata; Mammalia; Primates; Cercopithecidae.